GUCAUGUGACAAUACAAGCAACACCGGCACACGGACUAUUUGCGGUACAUCAAAGAUUCUAAUAGAUCUCUGAACUGAACUAUAUGUUAAGAUUUUAUGCCACAGAUUGUUACCAAAGAAGCCUUCGACAAGAUUUUAAAUUUGGAAUUAGCGAAACUACUACAAGUCGUUGGAUCCAUAAAAUUACUGAAAUUAUUGACAAUCACCUUGCCAACCAAUUCAUUAAUUUUUCAAAUAUAAGAGAUGAGAGACAAACUAAUAAAUUAACAUUUAUAGAGAGAUCCAAUUUUUCUUGUGUUAUAGGUAGGUCCUAUUGAUUGCACCCAUGUUGCCAUAUUAAAACCAAAACUGGAUGAACAUAACAAGUUUUUGUGAUUUUAUAUCAAUUCAAUCAUUAUUUUUCUAUGGGUAGCAGUGGUUUUAAACGACUUUUUUUUACUUUAAAGAAAUAAUAUGGGCAUAUAUUUAAAUAAAAACACACGGAGGCGAAAAAAAUUAACAUAAUAAAUAUAAAUUCUUAGUGUUUACCAAUAGAAAAGACAAUUGACGUUAGCAUCUGUCAAAUAUUAGGGAAAAUAACAAAUAUAUACCAAGAAACCUAAAUCAAAUCGAAUAAAACGAGUUUAGCCGACGAUUGAAAUUUAGAACAGAGAAAAACAAACCACCAAGAAGGGACAAAGCCGGGACCGAUUUUUCUUGCGCAUGUGCGAGCUUAUUUGGUAUACCUGUGUUAUUGCCGGUCCCCUCCCAGCCGUCGGUUAGUCCGGUAAUAUUCGACGCCUACUUUAGUCUAAUCAAGUGUUGUCUGAAUUUUUCUCUGUGUUUAUUUUUUGUGUGUGUUGUCAUUGUGCUCUUUAUUUUAUUAAAAACUUUUAUAAUAUGCCUUAUACCUGUGCUUUUCGUGGAUGUCAUUCAAAGACAGGGUGUGGUGUUUCUUUCUUUGCUUUUCCGCAGGAAGAAGAUCGGUAAGUUCAACUUUUCUUUUAAUUGUUUCCACUCAAAAUAAGUUGUUUCUUUUUUUGUUUUUCGUAAUUACAGGAAUUCAUUAUUUAUUUUUCAUUAAAUUCGUAAUUACAGUAAUAUGAGGUAUUUAUCUAUGCAGUAAUUUAAAAAAAAUACAUAAAUUUAGCUUUUGAAUUAAACGUGUAAUUUUAUGACUUUCAAUGCCAAGUUAUGGCUGGCAGCUUGCUAUAGAACAGACUUGUUUUCGAUACCUAGAGAACAACUAACCAGGAACUAUAAGCUCUGUGAGUACCAUUUUGAUGAGAAGUUUUAUAGUGCAGGGCCCUCAAGAAAGCGUUUGUUACCUAACGCGUUACCAACAUUAUUUCCUAAUCCCACAAAAAGGACUUGUGAAGGUGAACAGCUUGAGGAAGGACCGCCAAAAAAAGUCUCAAAGGAAAAGGACAUACAAAUUCUAUCAGAUAUUUUAAUACAGCCUGCAAUUAUGAAACCAGCAACGUUGGCCCAGCAAAGUAUUGCCGAAAAAAAUUCUCCUUAUGACAGAACUAAGACGCCUGAAAAACACCCAUUAUUGGAUAUUUUUUCUGGCCCAAGCACUUCACAAUAUUCAGUGUGCGAGCCCCUCGGCAACCUCCUAUCUAUCGAAAUAGAUAAACCGUCCGAGAAUUCUCCACCAGGCCUUCUUUCUCCGUCAGCUUCUACUCAGACUUCUUCUCAGCUGAGUAGUAACACUCCCCGAAAGCGAAAACUUCGACUGCAAAUUAAAAAAAUGAGAAAGUUUGGUGUAACUGCUAAAGCACGCCAAAAAGAAGAUCCUGAUGUAAGAGAUUUUAACAGGUUAUGUGACAAAUUUCUAAGUAAACCUUUGGCAUGUGUUAUUAAAACUCAUGUGGCACUAAAGGGCAAGAGACGCAAAUCUCAUAGAUUUUCUAUGGAAUUAAAACAAUUUGCCUUAACAUUGCAUUUUUUAAGCCCCAAGGCAUAUAAAUUCAUAGGUAGUUUGCUUACUUUACCAACAAAAAGAAGUUUGCAUAGAAUUACAGAAAAUAUUUCUUGCCAGCCUGGUAUUAAUAAUGCAGUUUUAUAUAAAGCUCUUCAAAUCAAACUUAACACCCUGCUUGAGCAAGACAAGCAUUGCAUUUUGUGCAUUGAUUAAAUAUCUUUAAAGGCUAAUAUUGCUUUUAACGUUAUACAAGAUAGAAUUGUGGGAUUUGCAGAUCUUGGUGAACAAACCGAAGAACCAUUUAUUUGUAAAAAUGUGUUAGUUAUUAUGGCUAGAGGAUUAUAUUCUUCCUGUAAGCAACCUUUAGCGUAUUUUUUAGUAGGUUCACAAUUAAAAGCCUCCAAAUUAAAAACUAUUAUGGGGGAGCUUAUUCCUAAAUUACUGGAAAUUGGACUUAAAAUAGAAGGUAUUGCUAGUGAUAUGGGGUCAAAUUUUAUUGAACUUUCUAAAUUGUAAGGUGUGACACAUUAAAACCCA
Messenger RNA from Anthonomus grandis grandis, 2443 nucleotides. RefSeq lists its product as uncharacterized. The transcript has 3 exons. The record is from RefSeq and is a predicted model, not a curated record. Lineage: Eukaryota; Metazoa; Arthropoda; Insecta; Coleoptera; Curculionidae. The coding region runs from base 1154 to 2119 and encodes 321 amino acids.